Molecule: messenger RNA, 5730 nt
Organism: Oncorhynchus keta (chum salmon)
Lineage: Eukaryota; Metazoa; Chordata; Actinopteri; Salmoniformes; Salmonidae
Gene: tmem51a
Product: transmembrane protein 51a
Exons: 3
Coding region: 2069-2836 (255 amino acids)
Source: RefSeq, a predicted model, not a curated record
UACAAUUGUAUUUCACAAUCUGUAACACUUCAGCGAUACAGAUUGGAUAUGUUACACAUUUGCAAAACGUAUUAUAUGUUACGAAUUCUGUCUAGGUGGCUCGGCAGCAAAUGUUAGCUGGGCUAAUGGUUAGGGUUAAGUUUAGAAGUUACGUUAAAGGGUUCCGGUUAGGUGAAGGGUUAGCUAAAAUAGUUAAGGUUAGAGGAAGCGUUAGCUAGAUGUUUUAAGGUUGGGGGAAGGGUUAGCUAACAUGCUAAGUUGUUGAAAAGUAUCUAAAAAAUAGUAAGUAGUUGAAAAGUUGCUAAAGUUGUCCAUGAUGAGUUUCGAACUCGCAACCUUUUGCUAGAUGUUCAUGUUAUACGCCCACCCUACUUUCGUUUCUGCCUUAAGUAACCAUCUGUCUUAUCUAAACACAUUAAACGUAACAUAUACUAAUUUGAGUGUCCCCGAUUUAAAUUUGCCAUGUGUUAUCUUGUCUGAAACCAGGCUGGCAAAAAUAUGGGGUAAUACAGAGGAGUUGGCGUAGAUCGGCGGUAUUCAAAGUCGGGGCCGCGACCCCUAGCGUGGUUGCAGGAAGCUGGAGUCGGGUCUCUAAAGCAGAUUAUUGCAUGAGCCAAUACACACACGUUUUCCAGAAAGAUUAUUUGAAAAAUACAAUGUAUUUUAUUUUGCUAAGAGAUGAAAAUGUUAUGAAUUGAAGGUUAUUUGUUAAUGUAUAGCUGGCAGUAUACCACCCUGCAUACCACUGCUGACUUGCUUCUGAAGCUAAGCAGGGUUGGUCCUGGUCAGUUCCUGGAUGGGAGACCAGAUGCUUCUGAAAGUGGUGUUGGAGGGCCGGUAGGAGGCACUCUUUCCUCUGGUCCUAAAAAAUGCCCCAGUGCAGUGAUUGGGGACACAGCCCUCUGUAGGUUGCAAUCUUUUGGAUGGGAUGUUAAACGGGUGUUCUGACUCUCUGAGGUCAUUAAAGAUCCCGUGGCACUUAUCGUGAGAGUAGGGGUGUUAACCCCGGUGUCCUGGCUAAAUUCGCAAUCUGGCCCUCAAACCAUCACGGUCCCCGAAUAAUCCCCAGUUUACAAUUGGCUCAUUCAUCACCCUCCUCUCCCCUGUAACUAUUCCACAGGUCGUUGCUGCAAAUGAGAACGUGUUCUCAGUCGAUUUACCUGGUAAAAUAAUGGAUAAAAAAACAUGAUUAUUUUUUCGAAAUGUAAGGAUUUUAGGUUGUGUCAUGAUUUUUUUGGGGGGGGGUUAGCUAGCUAGAGAUUGUUUUGCCAUAUUAGCAUGGACGUGACAUUAGUCAAAACACCUCAAAAGAAGACAUGGUAUCAAGAACAAGGUGUAUGUGUAUUAUCAUUUUUGUUAAUAUACAGAACAAGGUAAAACAAGCUGAAUCGCACUGCCUCCCAGGCGUGAACUAGGUGCCCAACUCUGUCUGACCGCGAAGUUGGCUCAAAAUUAAGGAGACUUAAGCACGUGUAGUUAUGAGUAAGAUUCUGUGUUUUCCCAUGCAAAAGUGAUUGCUUUUGAUAUACACGCUUUAUUAUCUGCCUUGCCAAUAAACCCUUGUUUGAAAAUUCAAACAUAGUCUAUAUUUUAUCGUAAAGAGGUUGUAGCUUGUAUUUUUUGGGGGACGGUGCACCAUGUUGCCUUGUUGACAACAUGACUAAGUGACGCAGAUUUCUGUUUAUUGAGAAAAGCGCUCUUCCCUCGUUCACAUCACGGGCCAUAGACCAGUGUCCCGCAGUUCAGCAUAAUCGAAUCCGCCCAAUGUUGCUCUCAAUCGGCUCACGGCCUUCUGCCCUAUUGAACCGCGCGCAUUGUUUUUGUGACGUGAUCGCAUCAGUCGUCUAUAGGUCCGUCGAAGAAAGUUUCUGGUUGGAAAUGUGGCUUGAUUAGUAUAUUUCCAAGAUAUAGCUCCGCUACGUACAGUAAUUCCCUUGAUCGCGGGUGAUCAACUUCAAAGAAAGAAAACACUUUGGAAUGUAUCGUCAGCAUGCAAAGUCUUUGACACCAGGUGUGAAGCAGCUAGCUGACCUAGCUGAACACUAGGUGGGCCUACGUUUUGGGGAAAAUGCUCUCCAGCGCUGAGGUGCCCCCAAACCGCCCUGUUGCCAGCAACCACCACAACAGUCCCGGAAACUCAGGUUCUCAGUAUGCCUUGUGUGCCCUGGGGGUGGGACUGGUGGCCCUGGGCAUUGUCAUGAUCGUAUGGAGUGUGGUGCCCUCCGACAUGGCCGGGAACAACAGCAGUGGCACCGGAGGAGGGAACCCGAAACCGGACACUAGGGGGAGGACUUCAUCGGUGGCCUUUGUACUGGUCGGGGCUGGAGUGGCCAUGCUCCUGCUGUCCCUGUGCCUGGGGAUGAGGAACAAGCAGCGGGAGCAGCAGGUGCUCCUAGAGGCCCAGACUCUGGGGGCAGGCAACGUAGCUACCAGUGAGGACGACGGAGAGACGGCAGAGGAGCGAGCCCAGAGGUACACUGUGCCCAGCUACGAGGAGGUGGUAGGCAGCGGCGAGUACCCCAUACGCCAGAGCAACUUGCGCCACAGCUCCUCCCAGCUGCCCUCCUACGACGACCUGGUGGACGGUGUGCAGAUGGAGCUGGAAGGGUCAGAUGUCACCCAGACGUCACCCGCUUCCGCUAACCCUGCCUCCUCUGCUGUGCCUAACCGCCGCACUGGGCGAACGGGCCUCAAGCUCCUUCCCCUUAAGAUCCGGAGGAUUAAAUCGGAGAAGCUCUUUAUGAAUAACACGGAUAACUCUCAGCCACCGGGAGGGAUCACUAUUGAGCCGCUCACUCCGCCACCAAUGUAUGAGGACAAAGCACCCCAGCUCUGAGACUUGGCACCUUCUAGGUUUCAAAGCAGGUUACUGAAGCCACUGUGUCCCACUAGGUGUGAAUUGGUGGUGCAGUGCUACUAUAGAUGUGAUCAGAUGGCCCUUGUCAUGCAUCUGUGGUUAAAUCAUCUCGAUGGCACUUGUCAUGCCUACCUGGCUGAGGACUUUUCUUUAGACCUGCAACUCAAGCGCAGUGAGUACUGUUCCAUACGUGGGGCACUGGCAUUUGAGUAGAUCUUUGGGGCAACUCUAAUGUUGCUGGACAGAGGGAACACCUGGACAGAGAGUACACAUCCAAUUUCCGACUAUGAUUACAAGGACAUUGAAGCUUGGUUCAAAGGAUCAAUAGUAUUGGGGGAAAUUCUCGGCAUGUCUUUGAUGCCUUUUAUUCCUUUACCACGAGUACUUACUCUGGUCCAAAUCUUCUUUGUAUGCAGAUGACCAUCUUUUAUUUUCCUCUGUCUGCUAUAUUAUUUCAAGUUCCGUCUUCAUCCUCAGUCUAGUCGUGUUAUAGAUGUAUUAUUCAUGUCUGAGUUUUGUAUUCUGUACAGCUACUUAGACAGCUGCUCCUCACAUUUUGGGAGAAGUGCUAUUUGGCGACUGACUCAAUGGCCACCUUACUCAGACAGUGUUUGUGUGUUGCUGCCUGGGUUGCUCGUCAAUAGAGGACAAUUGAGAGAGACCGAGGCUCAUGGGUAGUUGGAAGCCUUUGCCCUGUAGCCAUGGUGAAAUGGGGUUGGGCUCUGAAGGCAGUAGUGUAGUCCAGCUCUUUUCCUUUCCUUUUUUUUUUUUUUUUGCUCAAUAGAGGAGAACACAAGGGGGACUUUCUCUGAGCAGCUGGGAGCUGGGAUAAUGGCACCCAUUGCUCACUCACUCAUCACUCUUGAACUAUUCUUCACUAGCUCCUUGACUGGCAGCACUUUCAUUAGGAGUAUUCAGAGAAUGAACUUCUGGUGUCCAUGGUUUGACCCCGAUUUUUGUUUAGUGGAGCGAAAAUACAUCAGUACCUUUAUCUCUCGAGCCUGUUUGUUUUAUGCUUAUGAGAGUAUGGAAAUUAGCGAGUCCAUGAAGUGUUUGGAAGUUAAGAAUGUUAUUUUAUUAUCAUACGGAUACUAUUUUCUGAUGUCAUGUUGAUGAACCUGUUCAACAACUAUUCACUACUUUUUAGAUGGGAACACAAACUGUACACAACAGUAGCCUUUUUUGUGUAACUGAACACUUAAUAAACCAGCAAAUGCAUACCUAUGCACACAGAACAAGAAUAGGCUUUUUUAAUUAGAAUUGAAUUGCUGAAUUACUAUGCUAAACAAAAAUGUAAAUGUAAAGUGUUGGUGCCAUGUUUCAUGACCUGAAACAAAAGAUCCCAGAAAUGUUUCAUAUUCACAAAAAGCAUACCGGUACUUCUCAUUUUCUGAACAAAUUUGUUUACACCCCUGUUAGUGAACGUUUCUCCUUUGCCAAGAUAAUCUGUCAGGUGGAUGGGUGUGGCAUAUCAAGAAAAUUAUUAAACAGCAUAGGUAUUACACAGGUGCACCUUGUGCUGGGGGCAAAAUGAAAGGCCAAUCUAAAAUGUGCCAUUUUGUCACACAACACAAUGCCUUCGAUGUUACAUUUUGAGGGAGUGUGCAAUUGUCAUGCUGCCUGCAGGAAUGUCCUUUAGAAAUGUUGCCAGAAUUUAAAUGUUAAUUUCUCUACCAUAAGCUGCCUCCAAUGUCGUUUUAGAUAACUGGCCUCAACCACAGACUACAUGUAAUCACGCCAGCCCAGGACCUCCACAUCUUUGCUGAAGAGUAUUUCUGUCUUUAAUAAAUCCCUUUUUGUGGGGAAAAACUCAUUAUGAUUGGUUGGUCCUGGCUCCCAAGUAGGUGUGCCUAUGCCCUCCUAGGCUCACCCAUGGCUGCUCCCCUGCCCAGUUGUGAAAUCUGUAGAUUAGGGCCUAAUGAAAUUAUUUCAAUUAACUGAUUUCCUUAUAUAAACUGUAACUCAGUAAAAUCUCUGAAAUUCUUGCGUUUUUAUAUUUUUGUUCAGUACAGUUUAUACAUGUAAAAUAGCAUGCACAUCAUGUAGAUUUUAGUUUUAUACAUUGAUUUUGUACAAUAUUGUUGACGGUAUUUGCAGUUGUCAUGCCUAGGCAGUGCUGUGUGUGUGUGUGUGUGUGUGUGUGUGGGGGGGGGGGUGACCAGUUUUGGCUGUGAGGAAUCCGUGGCUUCAUACCAUGUUCUGUACUUAUGGGAACACUACACUCUAAAAUGAAAGUUUGUCAGAUGUUUUCAAACCUCAAAAGAAGCACUAUGUUAAGCAACGUACACAUCCCAAUCCAUUGGUUUUGUAGAUCCAACGAUAAUGUCACAACCCCAAAUUAAUGAUAAAAAUGAGCACCAGAUAUGCUUAUCUGUUUAUGAAUGAAAAAAUUGUGCUCAUCUUUUCCAUUCAUAAACCGAUCAACAUCAAGAUAAGCACCAUGGUGUCCAUCUUUUCCAUUCAUAUACAGAUAAUGUGCUAAUCUUUUCCAUUCAUUUGAGAUUGAGGAAUACAGCUGCAUCUAUACAAUCAGUGGUGUUGGACAUGGAUCCACCUUCACAUUAGACUUCUUUUGAGGUAUUAAAAACAUCUAACAAACUUAGAUUUUGGAGUGUAUUGCCCAUUUAAGAAUAUUCUUCUGUGGAACAAACAUUGUUCAUGAGUUCAAUUGACUUUUUCUCUCAACCAGCUGUAUGUAUAACAACAUUUAUUCACAUUUCAAAUAAUUAGCAUUAUUUGUAAACCACAUGAUUGGCUUGUAUGACUAAAUUUCCUUUUGUAUGUAUUGUGAAAGUAUGUUUUUGUAUGAGGAGUUCUGUCUGUUUAUGUUGACUUCGAGGAGUUCAGAAUAAUACAUUACUGUGUACAGUAAA